GGGAAUACAUUGCACCCGUACUAAUCUGUCUUCACCAGGGCUCUGUUACGGCGUUGCAGAUAUUUUCUACGGGCAUAGGGGGUCAGCCUUACUCUAUAGAGGUCAAGAACAGAAGAAGAUGGAAAAAAGGGGGCAGACGACACACACGCUCUUCUAUCUUUGUCUUUCUUGACUCAAAAAUACACGCACAUAUCGUUCACUCACCUUGUCAUAAUUUAACAACCAAAUUGUUUUUUCCUUUCCAAGUGACUUACGCUAUUUCCUUAAUUGACAACCGAUCGAAAAUCAUUGAAGUUUUCUUAAUCGAACGAAAAUGAAUCGAAUAAAGCAGCUGCUGAGCAAAAAAGAGACCCGUGAUUAUUUUAUGAGCACGCACUUCUGGGGCCCUGCUGCAAACUGGUUAAUCCCCAUAGCUGCUAUUGCUGACAUCAAGAGAGAUCCCAAGUUCAUCAGUGGCAAGAUGACUUUUGCUUUAUGUCUCUACUCCCUCUGCUUCAUGAGAUUUGCCAUCAAAGUGCAGCCACGCAAUUUACUGCUCUUUGGUUGUCAUUUAACAAACGAAUGUGCACAGUUAACACAACUAGUCAGGUUUUUGCAGUAUAAUAGUUCAGAAAAAAAAGAAGACAUGUAGUUCACAGGAGUGUUGGUCGUGUAUCAAGGACUUGGUUCAACUAUUGGAAAGCCCAUCGUUACCAUUUAAUACUGAUCAUUAAUGACAAUUACCUGUGCGUAUCAAACGAUUAAAACACGUAUGUUACUGAGGUACUUCUUUGAUAGAUAGUUCACUAUUAUUUAAUUAACUUAUCAAGUUUUUGAGGUGUACUGGUACAUCUUGUUUAUCUAGUGUUAGUUGUUACCUGACUUAUUGUAGAGAAAAAUAUGACUUAAGUUAGAAAAAAUUCUUGUAAAUAAAGAGUUUACUAGCAUAAAUAAUAUUUAUGAUGCACGGGACUACUGUCUUCCCUUGACACAUUGUCUGUGCUUAGAAAUAAUUUAGGUCAAUUGGUAAACUGUUUUAUGAACAAAUAACAAUGUUAAAUU
Molecule: messenger RNA, 1041 nt
Organism: Copidosoma floridanum
Lineage: Eukaryota; Metazoa; Arthropoda; Insecta; Hymenoptera; Encyrtidae
Gene: Mpc1
Product: mitochondrial pyruvate carrier
Biological process (GO): pyruvate import into mitochondria
Cellular component (GO): mitochondrial inner membrane
Source: RefSeq, a predicted model, not a curated record